Messenger RNA from Cimex lectularius (bed bug), 3693 nucleotides. Its product is annotated as transient-receptor-potential-like protein. The record is from RefSeq and is a predicted model, not a curated record. Gene Ontology annotation, biological process: calcium ion transmembrane transport; regulation of cytosolic calcium ion concentration; manganese ion transport. Bases 120 to 3542 code for a protein of 1140 amino acids. Lineage: Eukaryota; Metazoa; Arthropoda; Insecta; Hemiptera; Cimicidae. Gene Ontology annotation, cellular component: membrane; cation channel complex. The transcript is spliced from 18 exons. Gene Ontology annotation, molecular function: inositol 1,4,5 trisphosphate binding; store-operated calcium channel activity; protein binding.
GGGUUGUUGGCACUGAAAGUUUAGCUUCGCUUUAUAUCAUUCGGUUCAGCGGGCUUUCAAUUUCAAGCAUAUUCUAAUGGUAAAAAUUACAUACAGGGAGUGUAAAAGUGGAAUAGAAAAUGAGCAACCCAUCUAAAAAAGACGAGGUGACGGUCAAUGUCGAAACCUCCGCUCCAAAAAUGGUUAUGCCAAAUCUUCCAAAACCGCUGACGCUCGAGGAAAAGAAGUAUCUACUUGCUGUAGAAAGGGGGGAUUUGGCAAAUGUGCGAAGGAUUCUUCAGAAAGCGCACAAGCGUAAACACAUAAACAUCAACUGCCUAGACCCUCUGGGAAGGGGGGCUCUUUCUUUGGCCAUCGAUGGAGAAAACCUAGAAAUGGUGGAACUCCUUGUAGUCCUAGGUGUCGAUACGAAAGACAGCCUUCUUCAAGCUAUCAAUGUCGGUUUUGUUGAAGCAGUUGAGCUUUUACUCGAACACGAAGAACUGAUCCACAAGGAAGGUGAAGCAUACAGCUGGGAAAAAGUUGAUACAACUACAGCACUUUUUACACCUGACAUUACGCCAUUAAUGCUCGCAGCUCAUAAAAAUAACUACGAGAUACUGAAGAUCUUGUUAGACCGAGGCGCUACGCUUCCAAUGCCUCAUGAUACCAAGUGUGGCUGUGAACUGUGCAUAAAGAAGUCCGAAGAGGAUUAUCUGAGUUAUUCAAUGACACGGUUAAACGAGUAUAGAGCUCUGGCAAGCCCAUCACUUAUUGCCCUAUCGUCAAGCGACCCGAUUUUAACAGCUUUUCAACUUUCAUGGGAUUUGAGAAACCUGGCUUUUACAGAACAGGAAAGCAAAUCUGAAUACAUGGAAUUAAGAAAACAAUGCCAGCAAGUGGCUGUUAGUCUUUUAGAUCAGAUACGAAGUUCACACGAGCUUGCUAUUCUUCUCAACCACGACCCUGAUAGCCCUCCAUACGAAGAAGGUGAACACAUGACACUGGCGAGACUCGAAUUGGCAAUAUUUUACAAGCAAAAGAAGUUUGUUUCCCAUCCGACUAUUCAACAACUCCUGGCAUCGAUUUGGUACGAAGGCCUGCCAGGAUUCAGGAGGAAAUCAUUAGUGGAUAAAUUGCUCACUAUAUCAAAAAUAGCUCUUCUUUUUCCCGCUUAUUGUAUUAUGUACAUAAUAGCUCCGAACACAACUACAGGAAAGUUAAUGAGAAAACCGUUUAUGAAAUUUUUGAUUCAUGCCUCGUCUUAUUUAUUUUUUCUAUUGUUACUCAUUUUGGUAUCCCAAAGAGCUGAGUUAACUGUUGAAUCAUACCUGGUUGAAUUUUUUGGGUCAGAGCAGCAGAAACUUCUGUAUGAAGAAAAACAAUCUAUUCAAAGAGGAAAAGGCCCAAUGAUUCUAGAAGUCGUCGUGUUUAUCUAUGUCCUAGGGUUCAUUUGGGAGGAGACGGCAGAAAUCGUAUCAGAAGGAAUAAACAAAUAUUUGAGAAAUAUGUGGAAUUUCAUAGAUUUUUCUCGAAAUGCGCUUUAUAUCGCUGUAUUUCUAUUGAGAUGUUUAGCCUAUUUCCAACAAUAUAAGCAAACUACUGAAGACCCAUCUACAGCCUAUAUUCCAAGAGAACAAUGGGAUGCCUUUGACCCUCAGCUUAUAGCAGAAGGCCUGUUUGCUGCCGCCAAUAUCUUCAGUGCACUCAAAUUGGUCCACAUGUUUUCCAUCAACCCGCACCUCGGACCACUGCAAAUUUCUCUGGGAAGAAUGGUGAUAGAUAUUGUGAAGUUUUUCUUCAUUUAUAGCCUCGUACUGUUUGCAUUCGCCUGCGGUCUGAAUCAACUUUUGUGGUAUUUUGCUGAGCUUGAGAGGAGAAAGUGUUAUUCUUUACCAGGUGGGUUGCCUGACUGGGACACAAAAGGUGAUUCUUGCAGCAAGUGGAGAAAUUUCGGAAACUUAUUUGAGUCGACGCAAUCUUUAUUUUGGGCGAGUUUUGGUGGAGUCGGCACUGACACAUUUCAACUGACAGGAAUCAAAACUUACACCAGGUUUUGGGGUUUGCUUAUGUUUGGUACUUAUUCCGUCAUCAAUGUGAUAGUAUUGCUCAACCUCCUUAUUGCCAUGAUGUCCAAUUCAUACGCCAUAAUCGAUGAACACUCUGACACAGAAUGGAAGUUCGCCAGGACCAAACUUUGGUUGAGCUAUUUUGAAGAGUCUGCUACUUUGCCGCCACCUUUCAAUAUAUUUCCCACGCCGAAGCUCCUGAUGAAAAUGUUUGGGCUUCGGGAAAAAGAUAAAAUGAGAAAGAGAAGAAUGUCCUCAAGGAGAAAGGAAAAACAAGAAAAAGAACGUGAUUAUAGAUAUUCUGCUGUCAUGAGAUCUUUAGUUUGGCGCUAUGUGUCAGCAAUGCAAAGGCAAGCGGAUGAUAAUCCUGUCACAGAAGACGAUGUAAAUGAAAUUAAAGGAGAGAUAACGACAAUGAGAUAUGAACUGUUAGAAGUUCUACAGCGUAAUGGAUUAGAUGUAUCUAGCGCCGAUAUUAAAAACAAAACUGCUGUAACGGGUAAGAAAAUGAAAGUCUGGGAAAGAAGGUUGAUGAAAGAUUUCCAUCUUGCCCCGGUGGCAUCCGAGGAAGAAAUGGAUCUUUUAUUAACCGAACCACCUCCAGAUGAAGAUAAAUUAUCCAAAUUUAGGAGAAUAGCAAAACUUGCUGUGCUUUCAUCGGCUCAACAGAAAUGGGGACAAGUUAUAAGGAAUGCUUGUGAAGUGUCUCAGAUUGGACGUUGCAAUAGCAGAGAGGCGUUAAAAAAUCAACAGUGUCUUCAAAAGGCUAUGCAAGAAGCAAAGAAAUUAGUUACGAGUAAUACAAAAACUUCUCCUGUCAAAGUGGCCCUGCCGGAAACAACCGGCUCUUCAAUAAUAGAACUAAUAAAUGACAUUACUAAAGAAGGAAGUGGCUCGAGUAAAGAAGGUGGUUCAAAUUUUGAAAACACUGCCCAAAUUACCUCUACAAACUUAACUACAGUUUAUGAAAAUGAAACUCAAAUAGAAGACAAGUCCCUAGGUGGAUCAGAUGAAGAGAAAUUGAGCACUAGUCAAGUAGAGUCAACAAUUGAAGCUUCCCCUACACCAAUCCAUACUGAGUCGAGUGAUCCAAAUCAAGAGAUAAUACUCAAAGAAGACAUUAUUACAAUCACACAAACCAUUGCAGACCCAAAUGCAACAUCAGAAGAUGGCCAGGACUUAACAAACAUUAUGGAUGUAAAAACUAAAGAGGAACUGCCAGAUCAACCAGAACCAAGUACGUCAGAUUGUAAAAGUUUGGAGCCUAAGCAAAAAGAUACAAUUGCCGAAGAAGGCACACAAAUGUUAGAUUUGAAACAGAAAGAAAAAGAAGUUUUCAUUCCCUUGGACUCGACAAAUAGUACUAAUCUCCAGACACAGUCCACAUCAAGCAUGGAAGCCUUAAUUCUGCCGGAAUCGCCAUUGUCCAAGAGCCCUUACAAAUUACGUGAAGUUAAACAAGUUCAUCGCCAACAAAAGGAGGGGUGGUUGUAAAUGAAAAUACUAAUAAUUAAUUUUUAUUCGAGGUAAUAAAAAAACCUUCGUAAAUUUGGAAAGACUGCUCAAAAGAUCUGAAGAAAAAAUGUACUGUUAAAUAUUAGUUAUAAAAGGGAAGAAAACUGACAAAAUAUUAAGUUUUUGAGUC